CGUUAUUGUGAUGUUCUGUCACCAAAAAAAAGAAAAAAAAUCACGCGAAUGUUAACCAGUGGGUUAGCUGAUGGAGAUUGGGGUUAUUGCGUGUUUCCAUGGGGAUUGUGUGACGGAACUAGUUUAGAGUCAGGGUCUGGUUAGAGUCAGUGAGCUAGUAAAGUUUUCAAAAACAAGAACGAAGCUAGACACUUUCGCGUUUUAACCCACUACGCACUUUCUGCCAGUUUAAGCUAACAUUAGGCGGAGCCUGUCCUCUCGGGCAGCAGUGAGAGAACGCUCGCGCUAACUCGCUGCUUGGUGGAGGGAAGAUUUCAUUGUUGUAACCCGGGAAUCUUAGCGGGCCACACAAACAAAACCUAGAGGCUGCUGCUAACGCCAGCGAACGAGUUACCGAAACUAGCCUGUUAUGUUGCAUGGUCGGCGUAAAUGGCUGAUUCACUUGCACAUUAUCGUUAGCUAAAGUUAACUGCUGUUGCAAGCAUUAAAAGUGUGAGAUGGCAACUGGAGGUAUUCCUUUUGAGGACAGUUCAGAAGAGUUACACAACUGGACUGUAACCAAUGGCAGCCUGGAAGACAGACUCAACAACACGGACUGGGGUGUACAACAGAAGAAAGCCAACCGAUCUUCUGAGAAGAACAAGAAGAAGCUGUCAGCUGCAGUGGUGGAGAGCCGCCUGACUAAUGAUAUUUCUCCAGAGUCUACUCCUGGGGCUGGUCGCAGGAGAGCGCGCACCCCUCAUUCCUUUCCACACAUCAAAUACACCACCCAGAUGUCUGUCCCAGACCAAGCUGAGCUGGACAAACUGCGUCAGAGGAUCAAUUUCACAGACCUGGAUGAGAGGAGCAUUGGCAGUGACUCUCAGGGGCGUGUCACAGCUGCCAACAACCAGCGCCAGUUAGCUGGAGAGAACAAGAAGCCGUACAACUUCCUACCUCUGCAUGUAAACACUAACAAAAGCAAGGAGCUGCUCCCUCCGUCCUCCUCUGCCCCAGCCACCCCUGCUAUCACCAAGGAAACCAAGAAGCAGAGUGCAGGACUGAGGGAUACGUUAACCCCUGUGAUGAUCAAGGGGACUGUGACGCUCAUCCAUGGUGGGGCAGAGAGAGAGCCCUUGGUGCGCAGAGAAUUAGACAGAGGAGAGCCACGAAUAGACAGCAGCCAGGUGGUGAGCAAACUGAUACAGAUCCGGGAGUACAUCAGUAAGGCCAGCUCCAUGCGGGAUGACCUGGUGGAGAAGAAUGACGUGCCGGCCAACGUUGAGCGUCUUUGUCAUCUCAUCGACCACCUCAAGGAGCAAGAGAAGUCCUAUUUACGUUUCCUGCAAAAAAUGCUUGCACAGGAGAAGGAAGAGGAUGAUGUAGGGACCCUGGAUUCUGCUGUGGGCUCAGGUUCAGUGGCAGAGAGUGCUUCUGUUAACAUUGAGGUUGGCUCUUCAGGUGCUUCAAAUGCAAUGGGUGGUAGGCCAGAGGUUGUGCGUGCUGACCAGAAGGAAGAGUUGGAGAAUCUGCGUAAGCAGCACGAGCUACUGAAGAAGAUGCUGGAGCAGCAGGAGCAGCUCAGGGCCCUACAGGGCCGCCAGGAAGCCCUGAUGGCCAUGCAGCAGAAUGCAGAACAGGCACUUGCUGUAAUUGAAGACACCGUUGUCACAGAAACCACAGGAAGUGUUUCCGGUCUGAGCAUCACAUCAGAACUAAACGAAGAGUUAAAUGAUUUGAUCCAGCGCUUCCAUAACCAGCUACAUGACUCAAAGACUAAAGCAGUACCAGACAACCGUCGACAGGCAGAGAGUCUUUCACUCUCCAGAGAGGUGUGCUGGUCAAGGACACCUCAGGCUGUUGGCCCGCCACAACACAGGCCGCUCCUUCACUCAGCUUCUGGCCCACACACUGGGCUGGACUCUGGUGCAACAGCUGCCAGUGCUAAACUCACCAAGCUCCAAGAGCUGCAGGACAAAAAGCAAACCAUGGACAAGAUCCUGCAGGAGUUGCAUUCGCUUAGAGACCAGACUCUCAAUAACAGCUCGUGUCGUGGCCUGUCUACACAGUGCAGUUUGAGUGCGGGCGGAUCUUCAGAUUGUCCAUCUGCUCUCUGCUCUAACGGGACCUCAGCUUCUACUUCUUUUCAUACGUCACUCACACAACACCAGGAGAGCUCCAACUCCACAGACAAGCUCAGGAAGCUAAAGGAGGUCCACAAGCGUUUGAAUGAACUUCGAGAGUUGGUUCAGUACUACGAGCAGACCUCUGAUAUGAUGGUGGAUGCGAUCAAUGAGAACGUGAAAGAGGAUGAUGAUGAUCAGGAAGAGGAGGAGGAAGAUGAAACGGAUGGUUCUAUGUUUGAAGCCAUGUUUGACCCUGAGCAGGACAACCGCCAGUCUGUAACUAAUAUCAGAAAUCCACAGCGCAGUGGUAACUGGACAGACCUGAACAGCCUGACCAACAGGCGCUGUGUCAGGAGUAGCACUACUAACAACCGAGAUGGAAGACUCAAUAUUGAAUGUGAGAUCAACAACCGGUCAGCAGCCAACCUCCGCAGCCUCAAAAUCCCCUCGGCCAUAGAGUGCCAGUACAACCGGGACACGUCAUACAAUCGAGUGAAGGUCGAGGAUGAAGAUGAGGAUUGUCUCGAUAAUGGUGCAGGGGCACAGGCUGUGGCUCCAGGUAGUGAGGCAUCAGGGUCUAGUCGUAGGAGCAGUCUGGGGAAUGACGGAGGUUUUUCCCAGAAGGUGCAUCGUCAGACAGCGAAACAGAAACUACGACAGCUGCAGGAAUUGGUGGCCAUGGUUCAGAGUGAUGACACAGAUGGUACAACAGCUAAUGAGGAUGAAGCCCCACACCAACAGCCAAAUAACACCAGAGCUACUGUUGCUCGGCCACUUGGAGCUAUAUCUAAACAGAACCCCAGAAACCUCACUCUCUCCAGCAAGGCCAGGGAGAAGUUGUAUGAGGAGAAGCUGCUUCAGCAGCAACAGGAGUUAAAACAGCUCCACGAAGAACGUCAGAGACUCAUCGAAAUCCAAGGCAAGAUCCAGGACCUUCAGUGGGCUUGUCCUGACCUCCAGUCAUCUCUGUCCAGCUCAGUGAGUCAGCAGGGUUUGCUGAAAAAAGUACCAGUUGUAGUUGCCACUCCGGUCCCUAUCCAGGCUUCGUCUUCAUCUGAACCAAAAACAAACUCGUCUGUGCUCAAAGCUACUGCACCAGAAGCAGCUACUUCUUCAGUUACUGAUAAUGAGCAGCUUUGGUCAGAGAUGCGUCGUCACCAGAUCUUGCGCGAAGAACUGCGCCAACGUAGAAAGCACUUGGAGUCCUUGAUGGCUGAGCAUCAGAGGCGUAAUGGUCUGGAGGACUCUCCCUCACGCCAGACUGAUGACCAAGAUGGCCUUGCUUCACCCUCACAAACUGUCAGUAGGGAUGAAAGGACAAUGGCUACUUGGGGUUCAACUUCCUGCCACCUUAAUGGUGAUGAUGACGAUGAUGAAGAUGAAGAAGAAGAAGAUGAUGAAGACUAUACCACAGAGAUGGGUGCAGAGGUGGAAGAGGAUCAGGAAGAAAGUGCAGAGAGCACUUCUGAUGACGACAUCCACAUUUACUCUUCCAGCCGGAACCAGCGCUCGUACAGUAGCAGGAAUAAUCAAGGAAGUAACCUGAAGCCUCCUCCAGCCUUCUCAGGGGACUGUAGUGGACAUCUUCAUAACAAGACAAAGGCCAAGCAGCAGCAGCAGCAGCAGCAGCAGCAGCAGCAACAGCAACAGCAGCAGUCCAGGAGUUUGAACCAGUCUGAAAGCCAACAUGGUGGCAUACGGCGGCAAGAAAACCUACGCUGGCCCUCUGAGCUUUCCUUUGCUGAGGGCUCAAGCCAGUGGCAGGAACAGGUCAGCCAGCUGCAGAGACAGCUGGAUUUCAGUGCCACCAUGUGUCAGACAGUCCUGCAGGACCAGCAGACCCUGUCGUACAUGUUGCAAACCCUACUGACCGGUCACUACAGUGUGUUACCGAACAACCUGUUAUCACCACAGGUUCAACUGGUCAUGCACCAGCUCAACCAGUGUUACACCCAGCUCGCCUGGCAGCAAAACAAUGUGCAAAGGCUAAAGCAGGUCCUGAGUGACCUCAUUUGCCAGCAGCAGCAGCAGCAGCAGCAGCAGCAGCAGCAGCAGCAGCUGCUGUCCUCCUCAACAUCAGGUUGGCAGGCGCAGAAGCAGGGCACACCCCAGCAAUCCAGCUCCGGUCCCUCAGCAUCUCCUGGUGUCUUCCCCCCCUUUUCCUCUACCCUGCAACCUCCAACCAACAACAUGUCAACAUCUACCAUGUCCCCACUCCCUCCCAGCUUUAACUUUUAUCCACUGUUCCCUGCUGCCAUGGGUGAGUUCCCGCAGGGUACAGCUGGUCACGCUGCAGCUGACCAUCAAAAGCAACAACUAGACCCCAACACCUCAAUCAAAACAGAGUACAUGAGUUUCCCUCCUCCACUGCAGCACUCUCCUCUCAACAAGACAACAGAAAGAGGACCAGCUGGCUGGCUUAACACCUACACUAACAACACCGUCCAGCCUCACCCGUCUAAAAUGCACUCACAAGAGACGAACUCUUGCUCUCCUGCUUUCAUUAACCACCACUCUAGAACUCAAGACUUUGACGAGGCGUCACAGGAAAGCUUCAGCAGCAUGCCCGACCCUGUUGACCCCACCACAAUAACAAAGACUUUCAAAGCUGGACGUAAGGCCUCAGCACAAGCCAACUUGGCCUCCCGAAGCAAGACUCCCAAUUCUAAGAGUCGGAGAAGGAGGAACAAAGGACACAACAAGAACAGUGAAGAGCAUGAGAGUGACAGCGUUAGCAGCAUUUCAGAUUUUGUCCAAGAGAGGGCAGCCCCGUCUCAUCAGAAGGAUCAGAAUCAGAGUCUGCUGGACAAGUUGACUCAAGAAAAACUAGACAGCAAGACGAAGCUUGGGAAUAAAAGAAAUGACCUCUCUUCUGCCUAUGCUUGGAGAACACCCUUCCUCUCUAACAGAAUUGCAUGCACAGAAGCACCAGAUGCAAGCAGUGACCUCUCCCUUUUCGAGGCCCUGAGGGAGACCAUUUACUCCGAGGUGGCCACCUUGAUAUCCCAGAAUGAAUCCAGACCUCACUUUCUCAUCGAGCUCUUUCAUGAGCUGCAACUGCUCAACACAGACUACUUACGGCAGAGGGCGCUCUAUUCCCUCCAGGAUAUAGUGACCAGGUACCUUGCAGAGAAGAGUGCAACUCAGGACCAGCUGCCUCCUGUGGUUUGGGCUGCAGGCUCUCAGUCUGAGCUGACACCCAGUGAGAGUCUGGCUACCAGUGACGCAGAGGUGGUGGAGAAGAACCUAAGGUUCACACAGAAAACAUUGAAGAAGAGGGAUGAUGCAGAGUCUGUGGACAAUGACAGUACCAUGUCAACCUCCUCCAACCUGGAACCAUUUGCAAAUGAUGACUUGGGCAACACGGUGAUUCAUUUAGACAAAGCUCUGGCCAGGAUUAGGGAGUAUGAGCGCAUGAAGCUAAAAGCUGAAUUUAACCCCUGCAAUGCCGGCGCUGCAGGUGCAGGUGGCGCUGACGUCUCACAUGCUGAACGUCCUUCUGCUAACACUGCUGAACCAGCCCAAGGAGGGGCAGCUGGCGACGUGCACUGUCCUCAGAUUGACACGCAGGAGUUGGAUCGUCAGAUCAAAGCCAUCAUGACGGAAGUCAUUCCCUACCUGAAGGAGAACAUGGACGAGGUGUGCUCACUGCAGCUGUUGACGUCCGUGCGACGCAUGGUCCUCACUCUCACACAACAAAACGAUGAAAGCAAGGAGUUUGUCCGCUUUUUCCACAAACAGCUGGGAGGCAUCCUGCAGGACUCUCUCAGUAAAUUUGUUGGCCACACUCUGAAGGACUGUGGAGAGGAUCUUCUUGUGGAGAUCUCUGAGAUCCUCUUCAAUGAACUGGCUUUCUUUAGGCUCAUGCAGGAUUUGGACAACAGCAAUAAUGCUUCAGCAACCAAACAAAAGAAUAAAAACAGGAGUGGGCCAUCCACUCAAGAAAAACACCCUCUUAAGCAAAAUAUAGCCAGUGGUGAUAAAUCUGUUACUCCAGCCUACUCGGAUGAAGACAAGGACCAAGAUGAAGCUGAACAGGAAGACAGUCCUUCACAACAGCGGCAUUACCUACAGACAGAACUGAAGAACAACAGGAGCAGUGAAGCUUCAGAGGCUGAAGAGGAAGAUGAAGGGGCUGGACAAGGAAUUCCUUUGUCAAUCAGUCUUUCCAAAGCAGAAACUCAGGCCUUGACGAACUACGGCAGUGGGGAGGAUGAGAAUGAGGAGGAGGAGAUGGAGGAGUUUGAGGCCGGACCUGUCGACGUCCAAACCUCUUUGCAAGUGUCUGCUGAUGGACAGGUGGAGCCACAGGGAACAACAGUCGGUGAAAUCCAGGAGACCAAAACUGACCAGAAUGGCGACGAAAUGAACAAGCCAGUUGGGGCUAAGAAUUCCACUGUGGAUGAAGAUACCACAGUGAUGUGCCAGAGCCCUGUGGAGGAGAGUAAAGACGGGGCAUCUGCCACUUCAGAAGAAAACGCUGCAGUCUCUCCGGACGUCCACAAGAAGUCAUCCACGACGAGUAGCCCGGAUACAGACUCGCCCGUCAUGAUCAAUGUAGACGAGAUGGGGUCAGGCAACACAAGUCAGAAGUCUGAUGAGGAAGACUUUGUCAAGGUGGAUGACUUGCCAAUGCAGCUCACAGUCAUGUGUGAGGAGGAGCUUCAGAAGCGGAUCGUGGAGGAGCAGCAGAAUAACAACCUGUCUGUAGAGCUCCUGAAUGGGAACACUGAAUCGCUGACUGGGCUGGUGGGAAAUGCUCAGGCACUGAAGGAACCAGAAGCUGUUGGAGCUCAGAGCAUGUAAAGAAUAAUCUGAUGGCUCAUAAGAUACUGUUUUUAGCAACACUAUGCUUUUACCAUGAAUCUGUUCUGGUUUUAUUUAGAUUGUUGAUUCUUAAUCUGCUUGUUUAAUUUAAAAAAAAUAAAAAAAGCAGUGGAUCACAUGUUUGGUUACAAAUUAGCUACACACACAAACACACAGUAGGUAGGCAGUAGAAGUCCUCUACACAUAAUCAACACUUAGCUCAUUUUAUUCCUGAAUCGUAAUGUGAUUUUCUGGUAAUCUGGUUGGGGUUAUCCUUAUGCUGCUGAUUUUUUUUUUGCCUCUGUUUAAAUCUUUAUAGUACUGACACCUGUGUUCAGAUCUGCCUUAUUCCCCUCGUUGGUUCUGGGAUCAGUUUGACAUGAGUUGAGAGAUGUUACUGAUUCACUUUUAUUAUUUCUCCUUGUAACGUUCUUUUUUUUUUGUUGCACUUAUUAUAAAGAGAUAACGGUAGGAUUACUGAAGUUUAACUGUAGCCUGACUUUAGCUUAUUGUUUCUGCAACUUAACCAGUUUCUUCUUUUUAUCUGAGCUCACGGCUCAAACUUAAGCUUUUAUCCUUUAAGACUUCUCUUCAUAUGCUGUUUAGUUUUGUUAGUCUGCAUUGAUUUCCAUGUAAUUAAAAUGUUGAUUACAAUAAGAAGUUUUAAUAAAUAAAAUGCUGUAACCUUCA
Solea solea (common sole) is the source of this 7601-nucleotide messenger RNA. It is a transcript of the gene pcm1, whose product is annotated as pericentriolar material 1. Gene Ontology annotation, cellular component: ciliary basal body; centriolar satellite; centrosome. NCBI's taxonomy places the organism in Eukaryota, Metazoa, Chordata, Actinopteri, Pleuronectiformes, Soleidae. Gene Ontology annotation, biological process: protein localization to centrosome; microtubule anchoring at centrosome; cilium assembly. The transcript is spliced from 40 exons. The record is from RefSeq and is a predicted model, not a curated record. Bases 498 to 6911 code for a protein of 2137 amino acids.